AUGAAUUUUGAGCAAAAAAUCGCGAGUUCACCGAAGUAAGUUAGAAUUUCUGAUGAAAAAGUACAAAAAUUUACGUUUUUCAUUGAUAAGCUACUUUUUUCGGCGAAAAAUUGGGGAGUACAACAUAUUUUAUGUGAUUUUUGAGGCUUUUUUGAUAAAGGAAAUUUGAAAGGUCGAAAUGUCUUUUCAAAACACUCUAAAAGCAAAAAUUGUGAAGCUUGAAAUUUGAAAUUUCUUUAAUGAAUUUUUGAAACAGUGAAUUUUUUGGAACACAAAAUUAAGUUUUUUUCAGAAUUUCUAAUUUUUUCUUCAAAAAAAAAUUCAUGGAUUUUAAAAUCGAUUUUUCGCAAAAAUCAAUUUGCCACGUGGCAAAAAUGCCCCGCCAAAAAUUAAUUUUCAAAAAAAAAACAAAAUUUUCCAGAUCCUUCGACUCAACUUCGAGCCGUUUUCGAAUUUUCGACCACUUUCCCAAAUUCUCCACACACUCAAAAAAUGAAGUAGAAGAUUCAGAUGACUUGGAUGAAGAAGCCUAUCGAAAAUUUUCAGCCAGGAAUAUCGAUUUUUCGGCUGAAAAUGCACCUGAAAAUUGUGAAAAUUCGGAGAAAAAUGAGAAUUUACACGAAUGGUUGAUCACUUCUUAUUAUGGUUAUGGAACUUUGAAAGAGCCCACGAUUUUCGCUAACUUGUAUCCGAAUUUGAUGAUGGAAAAUGACGUGAAUUUAAAUUCCGGGGAUUUUCAAGAGAAUCAGGAAGGCGAGUGUUGUUCGAGUGAAUCGAAUUCACUUCUGAUGGCCGAGAAAAUCGAGCUGGAGCAGAAAAAUUUGGAUUUGGAGAGCAAUUCGAUGGCUGUUUAUGAGUUCGAUUAUAAAUUGUGCAAGGAUUGUGUGAGUUUCGAAUUUUGAUGUCAAAAAUCAAUGUGAUCUCUGAUUGACAACACCAAAAAUCACAUGAAACUUUUUUUUUCGAGGAAAAAAAAGAAGUAGCUUGAUAAAAAAUGUCUGAUAAAAUUAUACUUCAGGCAUUCCCAGUUCAUAGCACACAAAAAAUGUACGAAAAAAUUGCCACGUGGCAUUUUUUGGCCCUAAACUUCAGAUAUUUUGCCACGUGGAAUUUUUCUAGUUCAAUAAUUCGGUCUAGAUGUCAUUACUAUGGCCAAUUCAUAAUCAAAAAGUCAAGCAACAUUUUUUUUGUAUAGAAUUUUUUGAAACAGUGAAUUUUUUCAAAUGAAAAAAUAAUCGUUUUUUUUCUAAUUUCGCGGCAAUAACAUAUUUUUAUUCCAGAAAUCGCGCUACACUCGAAAUCGCUCAACUCGUUGGUUUCCGAAUAAUUUGGCUGCUCAUUUCGACUUUCCUGUUGUCUUUGGCACUUUUUCCAUGGGGACUUUUCGCGAUUUUUUUGCUCAUUUUGAUUCCAUCGCAAGUUCGACGGGCAGUUUGUAA
Molecule: messenger RNA, 1439 nt
Organism: Caenorhabditis angaria
Lineage: Eukaryota; Metazoa; Nematoda; Chromadorea; Rhabditida; Rhabditidae
Source: the annotation of a GenBank genome assembly